Molecule: messenger RNA, 5629 nt
Organism: Porites evermanni
Lineage: Eukaryota; Metazoa; Cnidaria; Anthozoa; Scleractinia; Poritidae
Source: the annotation of a GenBank genome assembly
AUGCAGACCGAAGAAUCCACAACAACAACAGAGGCACUCGAGACCAUGCAUUACUCAGCUCAGGCUCAAAGCACCGGAGUUCUUGACCCAUCAACGAUUGAACAGGGAGCAUUCGAAGCAGCGAUGGAUCACCAAGGAGGACAUGGUUUGAAGCGACAGGCAGACAGCGACGACGAUGCAGACGCCGAGACCAGCAUGUUGGAGGAAGAAAGACCGAAGAAAAAGACCCGAGGAAGAGUAAAAAUUGAAAUGAAGUUUAUUGCCAACAAGUUGAGAAGAUACACAACUUUUAGUAAAAGGAAAACUGGAAUUAUGAAAAAGGUUGGCUUAUGUUACCUGUACUGCGUAAUUUGAUAAGUUCCAUGCCUUAAUUUUUUUACAGUUCGGAAAAAAAAAUCAGCUUUUUUUUGCUAAAGUUUCCUUUGAAUAAAUUGUCUUAUUUUAUUUCAAUUUAGGCGUACGAGCUAAGUACUUUAACAGGGACGCAGGUGAUGUUGCUAGUCGCUUCGGAAACUGGCCAUGUUUAUACGUUCGCCACAAGAAAACUUCAGCCUAUGAUCACCUCAGAGAGCGGCAAAGCUCUUAUUCAAACUUGCCUCAAUUCUCCAGAUCCUCCAGUGUCACAGAUUCCCAACCCAGACCAGAGAAUGUCAGCCACAGGGUACGAGGAAACAGAUUUAACCUACACUGUGAACGAAAACGACGCUGAAAAGAUGCAGGUACAUGUACUGCCAACAAGAAUACACUUAUCGAAAAUUUAUUCAUUUAAUUUAGAUCGGCGUUAUAUCCUUUAUUUUUCAACUUAUUCGUGUAUUUAUUUACGAAUCUUCGUUAAAAAAAUGAAGCGCUAGAAUUUCGCCAUAAUUUCGAUCUUUGAGCAAAUGGACUUAUGCUUGUUUUCUUUUCCCUAUUUUACUGAAAACAGGUUUAGCAAAUCCAAUUACAAAUUUAUAAACGUCUGAACCUCGCCAGCAGUUUUAACAUCAAAUUGACCACUGUUGGGGAUAAUGUCUAUGUUUCGCAUUUUUCCUCAGUACUGCAGUUUUUCACAUUAGUCUUUUCGGCGUGUUUGGAUUCGAUAAGAUCCACUUUCGCGGCAAAUGUUCGCGUACAAUUUCAAACUCCGUGUCCUUUGAAACAUUCCAACCAUAUAUGGCGUCGGUUUCCUUCUUUGGUACAUUUCUUGCCCAUUUUUGGAGACGAAUGUAAACCCGUGCUUGUUUGUUGGGGGAAUCCUCCUUUGUUUUGGAAGUUCGAGGCCUUGGCAAAAGCAUUUCACGGCAUUAUUUCUUCAAAUGACUCAAAUGUAUUUUCCUGCAAAAAAUUUCUUUCGCUUUCGAGCAAGAUUCCUGAAACUUGAUAUUCUCUCGACGUUCGAGAAAUUUCUCUGUUUUAAUGCUUGCCAAUUUCUCGAUACAAGCUGCGUAAAAACUACCAUUAAAUAUAUUCGACGCGUUUGCCAUAUCGCAAUCAUAUUGAAUACAUCUUGCUUUGUAAGAACGUUUUCUUCACAUCGAAGACAAGAUUAUUUUUUUAAGUCGCGGCUAAUGUCAAAUAAAAGUUUUGAAUCAAUCUUUCAACAGACAGACUGAUCUUUUGCUCGAAGGUUAAAUUAACGUAUAAUUUUAGUUGAUCUUUGCAUGUCAACGAAUAGAUUAGCCCCAACUUGUGUUUUUUAAGUGCAGAGCGGAGAAUCCACAACAACAUCAGAAGCAUCUAAGUGAUUUAUGACAAAUGCGUAAUAAAGUCAAUAUGCUCAGAUCAAUUAUUUAUCUGUAUAUAUAAAUGUAUUAUUGAUCACUUUCAAUUUUUUUAAACUUAAACGUCCUUUGCGAUCCGUUCAAUGUCCACAAUAUUAACAUUGUGCCAUAUAGUGUGUGUAGGGAUGACUUUGUUAUCGAGUCCUUUUAGGAAUGAUUUUAAAAGCAACUAUAAUUCAGCUAUGACAGACUUUCCUCUGUAAGUGCCAUAUUAUUAUUUUAGUCAAGAGGUAUUAUGAGGUCUACAGUAAAGUUUGACUAUAUUAAGAAUUUCUCAUCUCUUUUCAUUUUGAUACCACAUCAGUCAUGUUAACUUAUUUUAACUUGUUAUCUUUUAUAGGACCGGGGUGGAAUAUUCACCACACAGCAAAUAGACACCACUCAAGGUUUAACAGUGGGUGCCUUAUCAGGUACUAAUGCACCCAUGACUGGCAUCACGGCUUUGCCAGCGACAGGUCAUUCCUUCCCUAUCACAACCUAUAUUCCACAGUCAAACAUUCAGCAGCAAGGUGGAAACAAAAAUGCCUCUGUUCAAUCAUCAUAUUCUGUGCAAGCCAUGCCAGGAGGAGCAUUUACAACUAUCUUUGCACCUGGGACAUCAGUUCAGUUGGGGCAGAACCUCUCUCAGGGCCAGCAACAGGGAUCGACUGUACAGGUAGGAGAUAAACUCACUUUCUCUUCUCCAUUUUUAGGCAUCUUUUAUUGGACUAGUGAGAUGAAAUCCUAUGAUAAAGUUUUCUUGAGCUCUUUCGGCAUUCCGUUAUUCUGUUGACCUGCAAGAAGGAUCCAAUUUUACGGUAUCACUUUAACCCUUGCUCUCCCCAAAGUGGCCAAAGUCAGAAUUGAACAAAAAUUCCAGAUUUUACUUUGCAAGAUGUUGAAAAACAAAUAGUAGCAUGUUAAAAAACUGCUUAAGAGGAUUCAUUUGAAUGGUCACAUCGCACGAUUUCGACCACAUACUUAAAGUAAGAACCAUCUUACAGGACUACAUGAUUAGCUGUGGAGGUGAAAGCAAGACUUUAAAGAUUAUAAAGCGUUUCCUUUGGGGUUUUCACCUCCACUAAACGCAGAAUAAUAAAAUACAGAAGAGAAUAAUUCUUAAUAUGUGAUCAUCCAGUGAAACUUGCAAAAACUUAUAAUAAAUAAUAAAUUAUAGAGGUCAUGAGUUAUAUUAUUUACUGUUAAUUGAUGGUUAUCUAGAAAUGUUAGUUUGACAAAAAAUAAUAGAGAACACUAUAGACUAUAAAUUAUAAAGGACUGAGGAGAUUAAGUACGUUACAAAUGAAAACUUCAGUGUAAGUUUGAGGUGUAAACAUACUUAAUAAAUGGAAUAUAGUUAGUUACAAAGAACCUGGUUGAGUUAUGCUUAACAAAAAGCUAUCAAUGUACAUCUGUUGUUUUGACAGUUUUGGUCAAAAUAUGUACAUGCAUAUUGUGUUUUAUUCUUUUGGGACAACUGAAUUUAAUAACCUUGUGAAAUGUGAACUGUCAGAUACUGGAUUAGCUUGAGUUGUGCUGGACAAAAAGCUGUCAUCUACUGGAAAUUGUGUUUUAACAGUUUUGGUUAAAAUAUGCAGUUCCAUUAAUUUUUUGUAUACUGUUUUUAAGCACAACUCAAGAAAACACUGAAGAAUGCAUUAUAAUGCAAAGUUGACAAAUUCUAAAUAUGCUCAAGCUGUGUUGAACAAAAAGAGCUGUCAUUUAGCUAUUUGGUAGUGACUGGGUCAGUCAAAAUAUGUAGCUGUAACAAAUUCUUUAGUCACAAUAGAGUAGAAAUAUGCUCCACAUGACUCUUCAGUCUUGUUUGAGUACUCCAUCAUUUUACACAGUGGGAAAGUUAAGUGUUGGGAAUAUUUGGGAUUCAAAUGUUGUUUGUCUCAUUCCACUCUGUGGUUAUAGACUGAGCUUUGUUACUUCUGCCCUUUUUGGGUAUUUCGAAAAGUCAUGAUGGUGGUAAAACUAGUUGUUGACUAUAUAAGUCACUAGACUUCAAAAAAUUUAACUGUUGCAAGAAAUUUCAAGGAUCCUGUUUUAUUAUGAAUUUCUUAACAAUUAUUGUUUGGUGAAAGCAGUUUCUGUGAAAUGACUUCCAAAAGGUGAACAUCAUGAAAUUUAGUUGUCAUUUAGCGCUUUUUUCCCUGCAAAAUAGUAGUUAAAUUCAAGUGUAUUGUACACUUUUUUACUAAGGCCACACAAAGUAUCUCAUUUUUCCUGAUAGUAAUGAUAAAUUUCACUGUUCACUAGUAAUAAGCUUCAAAAUUGUUGGGGUGGGUUAAAAAUGUGAGCAGGUUUAAAUGAUGUCUAUGAAAUGGAAGUAAAUUGUUCUAUUGUCAGUUUGUUAUAAUGAAGAUUACAUUAAAAUUUAAUGAAACAUUUUUCCCUUCUUACCAUUCAACAGGGUUCUCAUUACUAAGUUUUAGAGUAGACAGCUAGGAUGUAAAAGUAGGCAGCUUUGCAACUGAGUGCUGAAGGCAAUUUCAGGCUUUUGCUCGCUCAACUGAGUAGACAGCUCAAAAUUUAAGUAUCUAUUUUUUUUAGCCAGUUGCGGGUACUUAAUGAGAACCCUGUUCAAAGACCAGUAUGUAACAGUGACAUGUUCAGUUUCAAUAGUUUUGUGAAAUCUUUGGAUACAAUAAUAAAUUGUAUAUGCACCAUUCUUAUAUCAAUUCUUAACCAGAACUUUAUUUCAAAAUUUGCUUUAUGCACAGGUUCUUUCUCAGCCAGUGCAAAUCCAACGAGUUCAACAGCCACAAACACAGACUGUACAGGUAAAUGCUGUCAACCCUACGACAACAUCUAACACCAUCACCUUGCAAAUGGGUCAGGAUGCCAGCCAGACUCACGAGCCUAAUGGUGAUAAUGCCUCGGGAUCUCAGGCCAACAACUUACAAUCAGUUGGAACUGUAGUGGUUCCCAUAGCCACCAACCAAGAUGGCAAUGUUGUCUCCCUGGGAAAUGUUGUCCCAUCCUCCAUGAUGUUGACUUCACAAGCGGGACAAAUUCCAGUGAUGUAUAGUGUGUAUGCAUCACCAUCAUCUGGGCUUGUUACAGUGUCUCACUUGUCGGAUGGCAGUUCUGAUCAGUCUGCCGGUCAUGCUCAUCUCUCAGCAGAAGCAAGUGACAUGGGACAGCAGAGCCUGCCUGGAUCUCUGUCCCUUGCCACUGUUCAGGUGCAUCCGGACAUUAACUCUGGUGUGCAGGCAUAUACAACUCAAGCUGUUGUCACAGAGAGCAGUGGCACCCAGACCGCUGAUGAAAUUCAUAUGAGUCAUCAUGGCUCAUUAGAGACUGAAACAGGCAUUGCCAAAAAUGAUUUGGCCAUGUCUGUCGGCCAAACUGAGGUCUAAGUAUCAAAUUGUGAACAAGUUCACAUUUUCAUAUGUGAACAAAAUUUGACAUUUUAAAACUCCAGACAGGGUUGGUACAGAGUCUUGAAUUCUUGAAAAAGUCUUGAAAUUUCCAGAGUUAUUUUUCAGACCUGGAAAAAUGGUAAAAGGUGGGAAAUUUUUUGUGAAGCUACAACAAGUGCGUUAUAAGUGAAAUUUUUCCCGUGGUCAAAUCCCUUUUAAUCUCGCCCGUAGCCAAGACUUUUAAUCACAGAAUGAGAAUUUUUAGAACUCUCUUCCUAGGGAGUGGGUUUUUCAAGGUCUCUAUUGUUGGUAACCUUGAGUCUAGAAAAAUAAAUAUUGUUUUGGGGAAAAGUCUUGAAUUUUGGAUCCAAAAAUCUGUACCAACCCUGUCCCGAGAAGGGUAGGGGUGUAGUUUGAAACGCCUUUGCCCAGCAAUUGCCCUUGGCACUUUGCACUUACUACAAAAUACAUUUUUCUAAUAUUUAUAGAAUUGCUUCCAAGAAGCUUGCAAAAACCAAG